Hyposmocoma kahamanoa is the source of this 1281-nucleotide messenger RNA. Its product is annotated as putative tRNA (cytidine(32)/guanosine(34)-2'-O)-methyltransferase. Gene Ontology annotation, biological process: tRNA methylation; cytoplasmic translation. Bases 16 to 894 code for a protein of 292 amino acids. Gene Ontology annotation, cellular component: cytoplasm. The transcript has a single exon. NCBI's taxonomy places the organism in Eukaryota, Metazoa, Arthropoda, Insecta, Lepidoptera, Cosmopterigidae. The record is from RefSeq and is a predicted model, not a curated record. Gene Ontology annotation, molecular function: tRNA methyltransferase activity.
UAUUAAUUUGUCACAAUGGGCAAAACGUCCAAGGAUAAACGAGACAUAUAUUAUCGGUUGGCCAAAGAAGAUGGUUGGAGAGCGAGAAGCGCUUUCAAAUUGUUACAAAUCAACGAAGAACACAAUAUAUUCGACGGCGUGUUACGCGCUGUGGACCUCUGUGCCGCGCCUGGUAGUUGGAGUCAAGUAUUAACGAAGAAAUUGCGGCAAAAUACUACGAAUUAUAAUGAUGUUAAAAUUGUGGCCGUCGACCUACAAGCAAUGGCUGCGCUUCCAGGUGUGAAGCAAAUACAAGGAGACAUUACUAAGGUAUCAACAGCGAACGAAAUAAUAAAGGAAUUUGAAGGUUUGAAGGCUGAUUUGGUUGUAUGCGAUGGAGCCCCAGACGUCACAGGUUUACACGACAUUGAUGAAUACGUCCAAUCACAGCUACUCCUAGCAGCAUUGAAUAUCACAACACAUGUUCUUAAGAACGGUGGUGUGUUUGUCGCUAAGAUAUUCAGAGGUAAAGAUGUGACACUAUUGUAUUCACAACUGAAACAAUUCUUUGAAUAUGUAACUGUUUCUAAACCAAGAAGCUCAAGAAACUCUAGUAUAGAGGCAUUUGUCGUAUGCCAGAACUACAUGCCUCCUGAAGGAUAUACACCUACAAUGGUCAAUCCUUUACUAGACCAUAAAUAUUGUGACUUUAAUCAAUUUACGGGUCCUAAUAGAUACAUAGUCCCCUUCAAUGCUUGUGGAGAUUUAAGUGCAUAUGAUUCUGAUACAUCAUAUCCAUUGUUAUUGGAAGGACAAACAAGCUAUGAAUAUAAAGAACCAGUCCAAGGCCCAAUCAAUCCCCCUUACAAAGAAAUACUGGACAAAACUAAAAAUAUACAAUUGAAAAAUAGUUAAAGAGAAAUAAACUACAUAUGGGUACUCUAGCAAUGAGGCGGCCAAUCGGACAUACUGUGUUUUGUAUUUUUAUGUUUCCUGUAAAUUAUUAGUGUGUGCAAUAGAGUAUACUUAUCUUAGUUUUCUUUUUGAUUUUGUAAUAAAUUCAUCCAUGUACCUCACCUUUAUUAUAAUUAUUGUAAACUACAUAUCUUUAUAUACUGCUACUUUGCAUAUUUUAAAUAUCUUUUGGAUAUACGACUAUUACAACUUUAUACACAAAUCCUAGUGAAAAAGAGUAAUAAGACAUCAGUGUCAUAUUGAUAUAUUAUUAUGUUAGCCUUACAAAUAGAAACACAUUUAGAACAAAGAUGUUCAAUGCCCACCACCACAAAAAGUAAUUGACAA